CGGGCGGCUCCAACGGCCGCGGGGAGGGCGGCGGGGCCGGGCCGUGAGGGAGGGACUAGAACUUUCCGCGGCCGCGGGCGGACUCUCGCCUCAGCCCGGAGCCGCCAGCGCCUGCGACCAGCGCCCCCAGGCAGCGGGGAGACCGCCGACAUGACCCACUUCAACAAGGGGCCCUCCUACGGGCUCUCCGCCGAGGUCAAGAACAAGAUUGCCCUGAAAUAUGACCCCCAGAUAGAAGAAGAUCUGCGUAACUGGAUAGAAGAGGUUACAGGGCUGAGCAUUGGAGCAAACUUUCAACUGGGAUUAAAAGAUGGCAUAAUCUUAUGCGAGCUUAUAAAUAAGCUGCAGCCAGGAUCAGUGAAGAAAAUUAAUCAAUCAAAACUAAAUUGGCACCAGCUGGAGAACAUUGGGAAUUUUAUCAAAGCCAUCCAAGUCUACGGCAUGAAGCCACAUGAUAUUUUUGAAGCAAAUGAUCUUUUUGAAAAUGGAAAUAUGACUCAAGUACAGACUACUCUAGUGGCGCUAGCAGGUCUGGCAAAAACUAAAGGUUUUCAUACUACAAUUGAUAUUGGUGUCAAAUAUGCAGAGAAACAAGCACGAAGUUUUGAUGCAGGAAAACUAAAAGCUGGUCAAAGUGUAAUUGGCCUGCAGAUGGGCACCAACAAGUGUGCCAGUCAGGCAGGCAUGACUGCUUAUGGAACUAGAAGACACCUCUAUGAUCCAAAAAUGCAAACUGAUAAGCCAUUUGACCAGACAACAAUUAGCCUACAGAUGGGCACUAACAAAGGAGCCAGUCAGGCUGGUAUGCUGGCACCAGGUACCAGGAGAGACAUCUACGAUCAGAAGCACAUAUUACAACCUGUGGAUAACUCAACUAUUUCAUUACAAAUGGGUACCAACAAAGUAGCUUCACAGAAGGGAAUGAGUGUGUAUGGGCUUGGACGACAAGUGUAUGACCCCAAAUACUGUGCUGCACCAACAGAACCUGUCAUUCAUAACGGCAGCCAAGGAACAGGAACUAAUGGGUCAGAAAUCAGCGAUAGCGAUUAUCAGGCAGAAUACCCAGAUGACUAUCACGGAGAGUACCAAGAUGACUAUCAAAGAGAUUACCAUGGUCAGUACAGUGACCAGGGCAUUGAUUAUUAGCUUUGCAUCAGAAGUUCAGUAUUAGGCCAUUAUUUUAUUCAGUAAGAACGAAACUAGCCUUGUGGAAUUGUUACCUGUCUUUCCUACACACUAUGCUUAAUGUACCUGAAGAAAUAUUGCCUUACAUACAUUCCUUUUUCCUUUCUCUGCCCUUUCCCUGUCUAGUUGCCUUUAGUGCUGUAACAGUUGUAGUCUACAGCAUAAACAAUAACUGCAUAUGAAGUAAAAGGAAUACUGUGAAAGGGGGAGUGCUCUUGUACAGCCAGGUCGUCUAAUAAGGAGCUAUGCAUUUUCACAAUCUCUACCUAAGUAGGUAUUUACAUACCACCUUAAGCCUUCAUUUUACAUAUUUACAGCUUUUCUGUUUUCCAGAUGAGAUAAAAGAAUUUCACGCUUAAAGUUAAAUGUGGUCUUUGCCAAUUAAAUCUAAGACAUCAUGUUAGUGAUUUAAAUAUCAUUACUAUGUUUCUAAGGUAUUGUUUGCUAAUGGUAAGUCCUGCAUUAGACAUAAGUGUGCAUUUGUGAUUGUGUAUUCAUUCCAUUAUCAACACUGACCAAACUUCAAAAUAGUUGUCUUACUAAAAAGGGAGCUUGUACAAAGUCUUGAGCCAACAGAAGUCCCAUGACUGAUGGUGCAUUUACCUUUUAUUGUGCCAUAAUAUAUCCAUGUAGAAAUGCUUUUUCUUCCUUGAACUGUAUUUAUUGCCACACUUCUCAAACUGAUCCCAGUGUAUUUUUAUAAAUAAAUAUUUUUUUCUUAAAGGUA
This is a messenger RNA of Aquila chrysaetos chrysaetos, 1912 nucleotides long. It is a transcript of the gene CNN3, whose product is annotated as calponin 3. Gene Ontology annotation, biological process: actomyosin structure organization. The record is from RefSeq and is a predicted model, not a curated record. The transcript is spliced from 7 exons. Lineage: Eukaryota; Metazoa; Chordata; Aves; Accipitriformes; Accipitridae. Gene Ontology annotation, molecular function: actin binding. The coding region runs from base 151 to 1146 and encodes 331 amino acids.